Budorcas taxicolor (takin) is the source of this 856-nucleotide messenger RNA. It is a transcript of the gene CITED1, whose product is annotated as Cbp/p300 interacting transactivator with Glu/Asp rich carboxy-terminal domain 1. The record is from RefSeq and is a predicted model, not a curated record. Bases 204 to 791 code for a protein of 195 amino acids. Lineage: Eukaryota; Metazoa; Chordata; Mammalia; Artiodactyla; Bovidae. The transcript has 3 exons. Gene Ontology annotation, biological process: regulation of DNA-templated transcription; melanocyte differentiation. Gene Ontology annotation, cellular component: nucleus.
CAGAAGGGGCACCGCUGAGCUGCCGAGAGGAGGCUCGGUCCGCCCGGCUGCCCGCCCACAGACAGCCGGCGAGGGGUAGUUUCUGGCAAGGGGGAAAAAAAGGGCUGAAGAAGGCGCAGCACCCGCUCUGGCCCUUGGCACAACAGCUCCAGCUGGCAGCAUCUCCUCCCACCAAUUUAUCCAACUUCUGCCAAGACUCUGAAAUGCCAACUAUGUCGAGGCCUGCACUUGAUGUCAAGGGUGGCACCUCACCUGUGAAGGAGAAUGCCAGCCCAGAGAUGAACUCUCUGGCCUACUCUAACCUGGGGGUGAAAGAUCGCAAAGCGGUGGCCAUCCUGCACUACCCCGGGGUAGCCUCGAAUGGAACCAAGGCCAGUGGGGCUCCCACUAGUUCCUCGGGAUCUCCAUCUCCAAUAAGCUCUCCUACUGCCACCCCUCCCACUAAACCCCCACCCUUCAACCUGCACCCCGCCCCUCACCUGCUGGCCAGUAUGCAGCUGCAGAAACUAAAUAGCCAGUAUCAUGGGAUGGCUGCUGCCACUCCGGGCCAACCCGGAGAGGCAGAGCCCCUGCCAAACUGGGGCUUUGGGGCUCAGGCGGGGGGGGCGGGAUCACUCUCUCCUUCUGCCGGUGCCCAGAGCCCUGCCAUCAUCGAUUCAGACCCGGUGGAUGAAGAGGUGCUGAUGUCGCUGGUGGUGGAACUGGGACUGGACCGGGCCAAUGAGCUUCCGGAGCUGUGGCUGGGGCAGAAUGAGUUUGACUUCACGGCAGACUUUCCAUCUGGCAGCUGAUGCCAAUUGUUCCUAAAGAUGGAGGAAUAAAGCCACCAAUUCUGUUGUAAAUAAAAAUAAAAGUU